This is a messenger RNA of Rotaria sp. Silwood1, 1230 nucleotides long. Lineage: Eukaryota; Metazoa; Rotifera; Eurotatoria; Philodinida; Philodinidae. The record is from the annotation of a GenBank genome assembly.
AUGGGUGAAAAGGCAGCAACAUGUGAGGUCAUUAAUCGACUAGUUCAUGCACUUGAGGACAGUAAUGAGAGGGUCAGGUGGAGUGUUUGUGAAGCUCUGGGUAAUAUGGGUGAAAAGGCAGCAACAAGUGAAGUCAUUAAUCGACUAAUUAGUGCACUUGGGGAUAGUGCUCGGGACGUCAUGUCGAGUGCAUGUGAAGCCUUUGGCAAAUUAGUUGGACAAGUAACUACGGAAGAUCAUUAUUUAACUGAACAGCAUCAACAUGCCAUAAUGAAAGUUGUUCGUCAAAUGUUAUUGCAAUUAAGCGAUAGACAAAUAGAUAAUGAUCUUUCUCGAAUAACAACUGCAGAAACUAGUAAUCCAGGCACAGCUCAAUUACAAGAACUUUAUGAAAUGCUCAACAUCUUGUCAUGUGGUAUUGAAACAUUGAACAAUGAUCAACAGCGUCUAAGCAAUGAAUCACUUCGAAUUCAAGUAACAAUUCCAACAUUGACAGAAGAAAUACCAAAACUUAAGUUAUCAAUUGAAGAAUCAAAUGCUUUUCUGGAAGGAGUGAAACAUAAUCAAGACAUUCUCAAUCAAGAUUUAGCAUCAGUGCACGAAAAAAUCGAUAAUCUCCGAUACGUUUCAUAUGAUGGAAUCUUGGUAUGGAAAAUUACAAACUUUCAAGAGAAAAUGAUUGAUGCUCAGUCUGAAAGGCAAACAUCUAUUUAUUCACCUCCAUUUUAUUCAUCUCCAAUUGGUUAUAAAAUGAGAGCUCGUCUUUAUUUAAAUGGUGAUGGAAAUGCUCGCCGUACACAUAUGUCACUCUUUUUUGUGCUUAUGCGAAGUGUAAACGAUCCAAUUCUCAAAUUUCCGUUCAACUAUAAAGUCACAUUUUGUUUGUACGAUCAAACGUCUGCACAGCGACAUAUUAUUGAUUCAUUUCGACCAGAUAUUAGAUCGAGUAGUUUUCAACGACCUCGAUCGGAUAUGAAUAUAGCUAGUGGUAUACCAAAAUUUUUCCCAUUGGAAAUGAUUCAACAAGGAGGAAAUCCUUAUGUACGAGACGACACAAUGUUCAUCAAAGUGAUGGUUGAUUUUGGUGACAUGCCUAAAACGCUUUUGCCUUACGCUUUGAGUCUCAAUCCAGGUCUACCAACUCAUGUUCAACAAGCAAUGAUCAAGCAAGAAGCCGAAAGAAGAUCUCAACAACAGGCUAGCGAGCAGCCGCAGAUACCUCCAAAAUAG